UGUUCUGUAGCUAGAUACUCUUUGUCCCUAUCUGUCUGUAUUGUAGGUCCCCUUCAGGUACUGGAAGGCCACAAUUAGAUUACAACAAAGCUUUCUCCAGGCUGAACAAUCUAAAUUCUCUGAGACAUUCCUUGCAGAAGUGCACCAACCCCCUGAUCAUGUUGCUGCUCCUCCUAGGGACUAUCUCCAACAGGGCAAGUCCUUCCUGUGCAGGGGACCCCAGAGCUGGAUGCAGCACUGCAGGUGGGCUCUCACCAGAGCAGAGGGGCAGUAAACUGUCCCUUGCCCUGCUGGCCGUGCUGCUUUGGAUGCAACCCGGGACACCACUGUCUUUUUGAGCUGUGGGUGCACAUGGUGAAGCCUCUCAUCCACCAGCACCCCAGGGAUGCUGCCCUCGAGGUACACCAAGGGAACACUGACACCUUCGAUGAAGAGCAGAUGCACCUUCAUACUUGGAGGUGCAGUGCCCUGCAGCACAGCACCUGGCAGCUUUCCUUGUGCCUGGGAAAAAACAGAGUGCCACCUCCUGCUGCUGGGGUGAACUACACCAGCCUGCCAGCGGGAAUCCCCCUCCCUCUGUCCCACAUCAUUCAUUCACAGCCAUCACCUCUUUGCACCACCAAGCACCAAAACCUAUGUGGGAGCUUGGGUCCCCUCAUCCCACUUCCAGCUUCCAGGGCUUUUGUACCGACAGCUUCAACACAGAAUCACAAAAUGGGUCAGGUUGGAAGGGACCACAGUGAAUCAUCUGGUCCACCAUCUCUGCCUAAGCAGGGUCAUCCUGGAGCACAGGGCGCAGGAUUGUGUCCGGAUGUGUCUUGAGCAUCUCCAGUGAUGGAGUCUUCACAGUCUCUGUGGGCAGUCUCUUCCAGUGCUGCGUCACUAACACAGUAAGUAAGUUCUUAUGUAUUUUCAGGCAGAAGUUCCUGUGCAUCAGUUUGUGGUUUCUGCCUCUUGUCCUAUUGCUUGGCAGAGGCAAGCAGAGCCUGGCUCUAUCCUCCACCCCCUUUCCUUGAGAUACUUAUAUACAUUGAUGAGCUCCCUUCUCAGUCAUCUCGAGGCAGAACAGGCCCAGCUCCCUCAUCCUUUCCUCUUAAGAGAAAUGCUCCUGUCCCUUAAUCAUAUUUUUUACCCUCUGCUGGACCGACUCCAGGGGCUCCACGUCUCUCUUGUACUGAGAAGCUCAGAAAUGGACAGAGUACUGCAGAUACUGGAAUGGUAAGGCUUAAGACUGAUUGACACUGAAAGGACAACGUCUCCGAACACGGUUUUGCAACCUCGACACAGGCCGCCCAUACACUGCGGCACUGACACCGUCUGUCCCCGCCCCUUCAGCCGCUGUGCUUAAGUACCACGCAGCCUCAGGCCAGCAGAGCUACGCGGCUCCCGGCCUCGAGGGGAGCUGCGGGAUGGGGCUGGGGCAGUGCGGAUCCCGCUUCCGUGCCCCAGCCAUGGAGCCGAAGCGGCGCCGCCGUGGUGGGAUACUGGGGAAGCGCUUUUCCAGCCGCAGCUGUAUUCCUCCUGGCCGGGGCUCUAGGAGGUCCCGGGGCCGAGGGCGGCAGGAAGCCGAGCAUUUAUUGCACGCCCGCCCCCGCCAUGGCCGCCGCUAAACGGCAACGCCGGUGUCUCCCGUACCCCAUCGCUCUGCGGUUCCCUGACCGAGACCCCUUUACAGCGGAAGGACACGGUGCGCCGUGAGCCUGCCCCCCUCGUUCCGUGCUAUGGAAAGCAGCCGGGGGGUCAGUGAAGCGCUUUCGCCGGUCCCUUACGCCCGGGACGGUAGGGUCGGAGCGGGGCAUGGGGCUGGGCCUGAUGCCCCCAUCACCCACUCUCUGGGUCUCGUGCCCUGAAAAUAGAUGCCGGAGAAAGUGCAGCACGAGGAGGAGGAUAUGGAGACCUUCGCCUUUCAGGUGGAGAUUGCCCAGCUCAUGUCACUCAUUAUCAACACCUUCUAUUCAAAUAAGGAGAUCUUCCUGCCGGAGCUCAUCUCCAACGCCUCCGACCUACCAUCCCUCUCCCCCUAGGCCCUGGAGAAGAUCCGCUAUGAGAGCCUGACUGAUCCCUCCAAGCUGGACAGUGGGAAAGACCUGAAAACUGACAUCAUCCCCAACCCCCGGGACCGCACACUGACUCUGGUGGACACUGGCAUUGGGAUGACAAAAGCAGACCUCAUCAACAACCUGGGCACCAUUGCCAAAUCUGGGACCAAAGCCUUCAUGGAAGCACUGCAGGCUGGCACAGGAAUCUCCAUGAUCGAGCACUUCAGUGUGGGUUUCUAUUCCGCCUAUCUGGUGGCUGAGAAGGUGGUUGUCAUUACCAAGCACAAUGAUGAUGAGCAGUAUGCUUGGGAGUCAUCAGCUGGGGACUAGUUCACUGUCCGAACUGACCAUGGUGAGCCCACUGGACGUGGCACCAAAGUGAUCCUAUACUUGAAGGAAGACCAGACUGAGUACUUGGAGGAGCGUUGUGUGAAAGAGGUGGUGAAGAAGCACUCCCAGUUCAUUGGCUACCCCAUCAUGCUCUAUCUGGAGAAAGAACAUGAAAAAGAGGUCAGUGAUGAUGAAGCAGAGGAGGAAAAGGAUGAGAAGGAGGAAGAGUCAGUGUCCAAAGAUGAAGAGAAACCCAAAAUUGAGGAUGUGGGCUCUGAUGAGGAGGAGGAGGGAGACAAAGGCAAAAAGAAAAAGACCAAGAAAAUCAAGGAGAAAUAUAUUGACCAGGAGGAGCUGAACAAGACCAAAUCAAUUUGGACCUGCAACCCUGAUGACAUCACCCAGGGGGAGUAUGGCGAGUUCUACAAGAGCCUCACCAAUGACUGGGAGGACCAUUUGGCUGUCAAGCACUUCUCUGUGGAAGGGCAGCUGGAGUUCAGGGCCUUGCUUUUCAUCCCAUGCUGUGACCCUUUUGACCUCUUUGCGAACAAAAAGAAGAAGAACAACAUUAAGCUGUAUGUGAGGCAGGCCUUCAUCAUGGACAGCUGUGGCGAGCUCGUCCCUGAAUACCUAAACUUCAUCCGGGGUGUUGUGGACUCAGAGGAUCUUUUUCUGAACAUUUCUCAUGAGAUGCUCUAGCAGAGCAAGAUCCUCAAAGUGAACCGCAAAAACAUUGUGACGAAAUGCUUGGAGCUCUUUUCUGAGCUGGCAGAAGACAAAGAGAACUACAAUAAAUUUAAUAAAGCUUUUUCCAAGAAUUUCAAGUUGGACAUCCAUGAGGAUUCCACCAACUGAAAGCACCUUUCAGAGCUGCUGCGGUUCCACACAUCCCAGUCAGGUGAUGAGAUGACUUCACUUUCUGAGUACGUGUCCCAUAUGAAGGAGAACCAGAAGAGUAUCUACUACAUCACAGGGGAGAGUAAGGAGCAGGUUGCUAACUCAGCCUUUGUGGAGCGUGCACGGAAGCGUGGCUUUGAGGUGAUGUACAUGACAGAGCCCAUCGAUGAGUAUUGCGUGCAACAGCUCAAGGAGUUUGAUGGCAAGACCCUGGUAUCAGUCACCAGAGAGGGGCUGGAACUGCCUGAGGAUGAGGAAGAGAAAAAAAAGAUGGAGGAGAGCAAGGCCAAGUUUGAGGACCUCUGAAAACUUAUGAAGGAAAUCCUGGACAAGAAGGUGGAGAAGGUCACAAUCUCAAACCGGUUGGUCUCAUCUCCCUACUGCAUUGUCACCAGCACCUACGGCUGGACAGCCAACAUGGAGCACAUCAUGAAGGCUCAGGCACUGCGGGACAACUCUACCAUGGGCUAUAUGAUGGCCAAGAAGCACCUGAAGACCAACCCUGACCACCCAAUUGUAUAAACCCUUCGCCAGAAGGCUGAUGCCGACAAGAAUGACAAAGCUGUUGAAGAUCUGGUGGUGCUACUCUUUGAGACUGCUCUGCUGUCCUCUGGUUUCUCGGAAGAUCCCCCGACCCACUCCAACCGCAGCUACAGGAUGAUCAAACUCGGGCUUGGCAUAGAUGAAGAUGAGAUGGCUGCAAAGGAGCCCAGUGCAGCUGUCCCUGAGGAAAUCCCCCCUCUGGAGGGAGAUGAAGAUACAUCCCACAUGGAAGAGGUAGACUAAAGGACCUCUGCUCUGUCAUGUUUGCUUAGAAGAUGGUCUGCUCCCACCAGCUGCUACUGACUUCUUGGUGGUGUCUAUUCUUUUGGCUCUGUUUGGUUGGGGUUGUUUUUGGCAGGUGCAGGAGGGCAUUAUGCCCUGUUUGUUAGUAGUGAUUCAGGUAGCCUGAGGCUCGUCUGUUCUGUGUCUUACUGCUUGUGUAGGAACAGCUGAUGGGGAGUGGAGGUGUGAGGAGGCAUCAGGCUUCCCCUCUCUCCCCCUCAUGGGGUGUCCCACAUUACCAGUAGGCAUCAAAAACGAUCCUUACUCCAUUGGGGUGGGAGAGCCCUUCCUCCAAACUGCUGCCUCCCUGAAGCCCCAGUAUAAUGUAUUUUGGUUGGGUUUUGUUUGAUUAUUUUUCUGGAGUUUCUUGUACUGGAAUUAAAGAAUUGAUGAUUUA
Taeniopygia guttata (zebra finch) is the source of this 4488-nucleotide messenger RNA. The record is from RefSeq and is a predicted model, not a curated record. NCBI's taxonomy places the organism in Eukaryota, Metazoa, Chordata, Aves, Passeriformes, Estrildidae.